AGGGAGUUCAGCAAUUCUGUCAGUUCCGCAGGAGCGUUAAAUCCUCCGAGAUAAAAAGUCGCAAGGGGCUAUAUUUUACGAGUUUGGAAUAUACAAAGCGACAUCGAGUCCCGCGUAAACUAAUUUUGCAGCGUUUAUCUGCCGUCGAGAAAAAUUGGAUUCGAAUUUUUUUUAAUGAAUUCGUGAAUUAUGAUUUUGUCACAAACGGCUUCAUUGAAAAUAUUUUCUGACCGUAUAAUGGGAAGAGGAGAUAAACGAGGAAGUAGCCACAGAUCUGACAGUGCAUCAUCAAACCUAGUCGGCAAAUUCACCCAAAGUGUUCGAAGAAUAGUACAAGACGUCAAAGACGAAGGUACAGCCAGUGGUUUAACCAAGGAGGAAGUGAUAGAAACCAAUGAGAGAUUACGAGCUGUUAGGAUCAGAAUGGACGAGUCUUACGAUAUGGCUAAGAAGGCUCUAGUCACGCUCAUGGGGAAGUACAAUGAUAGCAAGACCAUCCACAAUGUGUUCCAGAGGUAUAGCCUUCUUAAAGCAAUGAUCAAGGAGGUCAUCCGGUUAGAGACGCAAUACUGGACCCUGGUCGACAUCCCGAAACAGGAGAAGCAGGAGACGGUGCCCGCCUUCGUCCUGAGGGCCUGUGCCAUCAUGGAGAAGACGCAAAAAUCCGGUGAAGGGGUCAAGACCACCGCCCGUUUGGCGGAGGAGGCACAGGAGAAGAGGGAACGCAUAGAUCGGCUGGAAGACAUGACGACAGCUCAAAUCGAGGCUGAAAAUACCCAAAUGACAAAUGAUCUUUACAGGUUACUCAAGAAGUACUCAGGAUUAAGAAAUCUCAUACGACAACUCAAGAUCGAAUACACGAAUGCCAAAAUGUACCCCAUGGUUCUGCGUUAUACAAUGCUCAAGGACAUGAUAAAGGACAUCCUCCUGCAUCCCGACUACAUGGAGGUAUGCCACGAGGUCGAUGCCUAGCCAAAAUCUUUCUCCCUGUCACCCAGGGAAGAACCAACUGUCAGUCGAUAGUGAAGGGGCUUUUUCUUCCAGCCAAAAACACUGGUUCAUGGGGUUAGGUUCAAAAAUGUGCGGCAGCUUGUAGUGUAUUCGGUCUUAUAGUUGAAGGGUAUAUCUCGUUUAGAGAUAUAUACUUGUCAAGUCUCGAUAUUGGAUUGUUGUGCAUGGAAAAUGUUGCUGUAUUCGUAUAGAUAUCUAGAUUUAACCGACAAGAGAAACAUUGAUGUUUGAUGAAACAGAGAAAAUAUAGGCUAUUGAAUUUUUCUUUCUCUAACAGUCCUCCAUUUCCAUGGUGGUGCACUGCCAUUUGAAGUAAUGUUUCCACGCGAACUGGAUCCAGAUAAAGGUGGAAAAAUAUCCAAUUAUUUUAUAUUUUUAACUAAAGAUGAAGUUAUCUGUGGAACUGAUUGAGUUUUGCUCGUAUAUUUUCGUAAAUCGAUUUGGUUUCGCUUCCACGACAAUAAGUAGUAUCACAGCAAAAUUUAUCUUGAACUGUGAUUUAUCUGAAUAUACGGAAAAUGAUAUUGACCCCAAAUGAAGCGUUUGAACGUAAGGAACAUUUUCCUUUCAACAAAACAUAUCUAUAUCCAUUUCUUAUCGGUCUAAUGAUACUCAAAAGUACCUAAUUUCGUAAUUAAAAUUGUUGACUGUUUGAAUAAUCAUAAUCAUAUCAAUAUAAGUCUGUAAUAUGUGGUUAAUGUAUUGGAAGAAGCUAAUGGAACCGCUGGUUUAAAUGUAUAAGCUAAAAUAACCAAGCCCCUACUGAAAUGAAAAGAAGGAUAAGAUAAAGAUGUUACGCUUAAUACUUUGAUUAACGAAGAACUUUUUUAAAGUGUUCUUUACAUUGAUUCGAGGGUAUGUAAGUUAACAGAUUGAACUAAAUGUGUUUUUCUCGAAAUUUUCUGAAAGAAAAAUGAAAAACCCGAACAAAAUAAAUUGAUGUGCUUUCCAAAGAAGAUAUCUGCCUGAAACUCCACAGGGUUUAACAAUGUUAAAUGAAAUUUCAAUUUUAAUUGGAUGAAUUCAAGAUGGUUUUUUGUUGAAUUCGGAAGUUACACGAUGACAUUAUCAAAUAUAUAGCUAUUCUAUUAUGAUAUGAACAGAAAUACGUAUCGUUAAGUUUCAAAGGGGAUCAAUUGAAUUCAGAACUUUCGGCUAAGAUAUUUACAAAUAAUUAUAAUUUUGUAAUGUGUCAAAUCGUGUGGGAUAUAAUAUAUAUUAUAUAUAUAUAUAUAAUUAUUUAUUGU
Messenger RNA from Coccinella septempunctata (seven-spotted ladybird), 2258 nucleotides. RefSeq lists its product as uncharacterized. Bases 190 to 972 code for a protein of 260 amino acids. The record is from RefSeq and is a predicted model, not a curated record. The transcript is spliced from 6 exons. NCBI's taxonomy places the organism in Eukaryota, Metazoa, Arthropoda, Insecta, Coleoptera, Coccinellidae.